Penicillium mononematosum is the source of this 972-nucleotide messenger RNA. RefSeq names its product telomere length and silencing 1 family protein. Gene Ontology annotation, biological process: mRNA splicing, via spliceosome. Bases 1 to 972 code for a protein of 323 amino acids. Gene Ontology annotation, cellular component: spliceosomal complex. The record is from RefSeq and is a predicted model, not a curated record. Lineage: Eukaryota; Fungi; Ascomycota; Eurotiomycetes; Eurotiales; Aspergillaceae. The transcript has 3 exons.
AUGAUGGACCCUCAAGAAGAAGUCGUACCAACCGAGCCCCUGUUUCGCCCAGCAAAAAAGCGCAAGUUCAUGCGACGACGUCCCGAUCCUGAGCUCGCAGACACCGAAGAGGCCGAUAAUCAAGAUGAGAAUCCCAGCGCGUCACAAGCUCCAGGGAGCAGUAAUAUUCGACGCCGCGCAGUUCGAAAGGGUGGCAUUGGGUUUUCUACCGCAUCACGACUAGGAGAUGAUCAGGGCCAGCAAGUGGCGCUAGUACCAGCAGCCGGAGAAACCGAGGACGAGAAGAUACGAGCAAUGAAUGAACGUUUCACAGGAUAUACCGGUCAGACAGUGGAUGUUGACAAGCACAUGAUGGCAUUCAUAGAUUCCGAGAUGGCUAAGCGCUACCAACCUGAAUCAAAGGCGGAUCAUUCAGGUUCCAACCAACCAACCCAAGCGGAAGUCGCCGGGGGGCUGUCAGUGUCUGGACACCAGACUCGCGAACCUGCAUCGCUAGGAAAACUCCACGAAAUCGACCUCGGCCAAGAAGCCACAUUGCGAAAUAUUGCGCGGACAGAAGCUGCGACUCGGCAAAUGGCCGAGAAGGGAGAAUUGCCGACGUCAGCGGAUCAUGCUACUUCAGAGACGGGUCGCCCUGGCCCAGAUGGCAAGUCAUGGCGCAAUCGCAAGCAGAGGACAGAAGCAGACAUCGCAAGAGAUCGUCUUGUGGAGGAGGUACUGCGUGAGAGCAAAUUGGAAAUUUAUGAUGAACAUGAGGAGGAAACCCAGAUGGAUGACCAACAGGCUGCCGAUGACCGCGUUGCUGAGCAGUUCAGGCGAGACUUUAUGGAUGCGAUGCAGUCUCGGCGUCGGACUCGGCCCGCAGCAAAACCGGUGGCCAAUGUUGAAGGGCCUCGGGGUCCGAAGCUUGGGGGCAGUCGCAGUGCGAGAGCUGCAAUGCGGGAAAAAGAAGCACAGGCGGGAAAGAAAUGA